Messenger RNA from Eublepharis macularius, 1043 nucleotides. RefSeq names its product M-phase phosphoprotein 6 (gene MPHOSPH6). The record is from RefSeq and is a predicted model, not a curated record. Gene Ontology annotation, biological process: maturation of 5.8S rRNA. Bases 56 to 568 code for a protein of 170 amino acids. Lineage: Eukaryota; Metazoa; Chordata; Lepidosauria; Squamata; Eublepharidae. The transcript has 5 exons.
GUCGCGGCCUGGUGGGGAGAGUUGUUCCGCGGGCCUCUGUUCAAGCUGAGACUUCAUGUCCGCCGUCGCCAUGGCAAGGGACGUCAAGAGCAAACUGUCGAAGAACCUGAUGCGGAUGAAGUUUAUGCAAAGGGGCUUGGAUUCGGAAACCAAAAAGCAGCUCGAAGAAGAGGAGAAGAAAAUCAUUAGCAAGGAGCACUGGUUCCUGGAUUUACCUGAACUGAAAGAGAAAGAGAGCUUUAUAAUAGAAGAACGAAGCUUUUUGCCAUGUGAGGAUCUGCUUUACGGCAGGAUGUCCUUCAAAGGGUUCAAUCCUGAAGUAGAGAAGUUAAUGAUCCAGAUGAACUCGAGGUACAAGACGGAAGAAAUCGAAGAGGAAGAUAAUGCAAUGGAGGCUGAUGUAUCGGAUGAAGAAAUGGCCAGAAGGUACGAAACUUUAGUCGGAACGAUCGGGAAGAAAUUUUUGAAGAAGCGAGACCGGCGCGCCCUGCAAGGCACAGACGAGGCUCAAAACAGUAACCACGGGCCCAGCAAAGCGAAGAAAAUGUUUUUAAAACCCCAGGAUUAAAUGGCGCAGAUGAUUUGUGCAUCCUUCAGGCUGGGGAAAUAUAUUUUGUACCAUGGUAACACCAGUUAUUUUUCUAAAUUGCUGCCUUUCUUUAUGUCUCCGGGAUGGAUGCAUUGUUCAGAGUGCCUACGUAAAUGGAUGUCAUACAUCCUCUACUCUCCGCGCACGUUUUUUAGCGUGGGCCUGUGAGUGCUGUGUAAGUUUAUCACUGCAUGUAACCAGGCAGAAUGCAGGAUUCAACUGAGAAUACUUUCUGAUCAUGAGUCUUAACGGCAAGCAAAGAUUUCCAAGGCCAGGUGAAUUUUGGCCACUGCGUCCUACAGUGUCAUUUUCCACUGCCACUUUUCAUUAUAUCCAUUUUGCUUUUUAAAGAUUGGGGGUUGUCAAGGAAGAUUAUUUUUAAGAGCUAGAUAAUCCAUUAAUCUUGUUGAUUUAUUUAUGUAUUUGAAAAAAAAUAUUUUAUUAUAAUGCAGUA